GAGCGAGGCACAAAUACCAUAUGGUCCAUAUUGCAAAUGGGCCGCGUGUGAGCGGAGGGCAUAGGCCUUACGGGGGCGGUGGAUUCGGAUUGAGACAGACCAAACGCGUAUGAUCUGACUACAACCACCAUCGUCGUGGGAAUAGGGAGAGAAAGUGAGAAAGUAUCCCCAAUUGUCGUGCUAAUUGCUAUACUCGCGAAAAUAAUUUUCCCUCAAUCCAAACAGGCGCCAUCUGGCUGUUGUCAAUUUUGACCAAAAAUCGAAAAAAACUUCAUUUCUAAUCAUUGAGCUUGUUUUUUUUUUCUUCUUUUGUUGGUGGUGAUCAAGGAUGGGGUUGAUUGAGGUAUUCUGUGUGGGAAAUCCUAGAACGGCAUGAGGUAAACCCGAGAUCUCUAUCUCAGAAUUUUAGGUUCUUUGUGAUUUGAUCUUGCUGCUGAUAAUAAGGCCUAAAGAUUCAAUCUUGAUUUUUCAGUUAAAUAGCCAAAGCAGUAGGGGUGACAGGUUGGGUUGGGGAUUUCGUUUUCCUAAUGGUGAUUGGGGAUAAUUAGUUGGAAAACCCAAGGAAUUAUCGAAAUCUUUUACUUUUAUUUUUUCGGAGGAAUUGGGGGAAACCAGUUGAGUUGAUAUUAGUGUGUUUGUUUGGAAACAUGCAUGCUAGGCAUCGAAGUCCUGGAAAUGGAUAUAGGCUCAGUUCUAUGGGAAUGGGCAUGGCUGCCUCUCGGAUCUCACCCGAAGGCUCAAUUAGAGGACAUGGCUUCCAUAACUCUGAGUACCGAAACUUUAAUCGUGGUUUUGGGCGGGGUCAAUCAAAACCCUAUCAACAGCCUCACUUGUCCCGGAAAGGUGACAUUUUCAUGGAAGCCGGUAGACUAGCAACUGAGUAUUUGAUUUCUACGGGGUUGCUUCCUCCUAGUGCGCUUCCUGUGAAAUGGCAGAAUGGUAGUUUGAAGAAGCAGGUGGGGGAUUUCCAGGAUGGCGAAAAUUUGCAGCUUCCUGCAGAGGGUCGGACAUCAGCGCUUGCCCGCUUGGGAAAUGCUGUUUCUGAUUCGGGUUCUGGUAGGAGAAGGUUCUCUGAUGAAUAUAACCCAACGGGGUCGAGAAAUCAUACCAGAGGAAGGAGGAGAAUGGGAUCCUUUCGGAGUUAUGGCACUGAUUGGAAUGGAAGAAGUGGGUCGUGGGAUAAGGCUAGGGCUUCCCCUGAUACAGAGGGUGAUGAAGAUUCUACUUGUGGGUACCCUGAGGAGCAGCUAGUUGGUAAAGAUGUAGGUAGUGGGGUUCAGAAGUCCAGACCGGGUGAAUUACCCCCAAUAAUUGAUGAUGUGGGUGAUUCAGAAACUGAGCCAGAGAACACCCAACUUCCGGAUGAUAUGAGCUCAAAAGCAGGUUCUUCUCGAGUUGGGAGAGAUAUCCCACUUGAGACAGAUGGGGAACUCAAUAAGAGGCCUGAUGAUUCCAGAGUAUUAGAUCUGGCACCUGGGGAAAUGAAGGACGGUACCCAUAAUGAUAGUGAUGAUGAAACUGAGAAACAGACUGCCUCAGAGGAUUUAACCAUCCAGGAUAGUGCAGUGGAUGAUGAUAUCGCUGGCAAGAGUGGUACUGAUUUGCUAAGAUUGUGCAACUUUGCCAAGGUGCCCACCAAAACUCGUUCUUCAUUGAUGUAUAAGGCCUUAAAGAUCGAUCUAACUCCAACUACUGCAAAGGGAAACACUUCCGAUAUUGGACCCCUAAGGGGAUCUAGCUAUUCCAGUGAAGACAAUCCUGUCGAGGAGUCCUUGGGUGGGGCACUGUCAGAUCAAACUCAAAAAUCACAAUGUCUCAACUUGGAUGUUUCUAGAGCUCUUACUGUAGAGUCCUUGGAGGAUGCUGAAGAAUUGGAUUCUAAACAUGUUGUGGAGCAGGGUAAAUGUGUGAGGUCUCAGUCUUUCCCGGAGAGAGCUUUCAUGUAUGAGCAGGAAGCAAGUCAGGGACCCCCUGGGUUUGGAAGGUGCAGCUCCAUGGUUAAGGAGAGAGGUGAGAAACGGGCUGGACAACAGAGCGACGCAAUGGAGGGAAUCAAGAAACUUAAAGAAUGGCUUCCCUCCUUGGUUAGUAGGAGCGAGGAGUGCUUCACUCUUUCUAACUUGAGCAAAAUGCAAACAAGUUCACAGGAGAGGGCUUCACCUGUUGAUGAGGUGGUUUCAACUGCCAAUGAAAAGAACUCUAUGGAUAUUUCCCUGUUUCCAAAAAGUGGAGGUGAGCAAUGUAUUGAGUUUGCAGAAGAGAAGCAGCUUCUCCCAAGUUCAUUUAAGAUAUGUGACCUUAAUCUCAUGGGAACUUCUGAUAUGAAUGAGAAUCAUGAUACUGAUCCGAUUCUUUUGUUUCCCUCUAUUCUGGAAACCAAAAAAGAAGCAGCACCAGUUGAUAUUGAUUUGUCAAUCAGUAAUUGCUGCAAUUUGUCAGAUGAAUGUGGUGGGCGUCCUGCUGAUGGCAAGGAGGUUGAAGUAAUUGAUUUGGAAAAUGACUCUGGACCAGAAGACAAUGCCUUACCUAAUUCAGAGAGAAAGACAGAAAGUGUAUUCAUGGAGCUGGAGACCUUUCCCAACCAUGCGCAGAAUACCAGUGAUGUGCCUGAUGCGCAGGAUGGUUAUGGUCUUAUGAUCUCAGAGUUGCUUGGAAAUGAUAUCUCAAAUUGUUCUUCAGUACCUACAGAUAUUAAUUCUCUGGAUCAUGAGAUGAACCUUCAUAAUGGAGAGGGAAUGCUUGGUGGUGAUGAUGAUUCAAUAUAUAUGUCGCUGGGAGAAAUACCAAUAAGCCUUUUGCGGGUUUGGGAGCAGCCAACACAAGAAUAUGAGAAGCCCUUCUGAUAUGUGGUUUGGUAUGCAUAGUAUCAGUCACUGGGGUUCUUUUGCUGCAAUCACCAGCUCUAUCCAAAUGCAAGUCUCUUUUGGUUUCUUACUCUGAUUUUGCUUAAAACAAAUGCUAGUAAGUGUGCUUCUCCUAGGAGCUUCUAGAGGUGUCAAAUGUUCCUUUUCUUCCUUCUUUUAGCUGUUGCAUCUCAUUUUCAAAUGAGAAAAGUUUGUUAGUUGAUUAGCAGAAGUGGUUAAAGGAUACCUAUGUGACCUAUUUGCACUUGCUGAUCUUACAUCAGAAAAUGAUAAUAAAGCAGCGUUGUUGAAAGAAA
Messenger RNA from Vitis vinifera (wine grape), 3160 nucleotides. RefSeq lists its product as uncharacterized. The coding region runs from base 648 to 2843 and encodes 731 amino acids. Lineage: Eukaryota; Viridiplantae; Streptophyta; Magnoliopsida; Vitales; Vitaceae. The record is from RefSeq and is a predicted model, not a curated record. The transcript is spliced from 4 exons.